Messenger RNA from Salvia miltiorrhiza (redroot sage), 1029 nucleotides. RefSeq lists its product as uncharacterized. NCBI's taxonomy places the organism in Eukaryota, Viridiplantae, Streptophyta, Magnoliopsida, Lamiales, Lamiaceae. Gene Ontology annotation, molecular function: ATP binding; arginine-tRNA ligase activity. Gene Ontology annotation, biological process: arginyl-tRNA aminoacylation. The transcript has 10 exons. Bases 1 to 1029 code for a protein of 342 amino acids. The record is from RefSeq and is a predicted model, not a curated record.
AUGGAGCUUGCUAUGAAACUUGUUCAGUUCAUUAUAAGCACGCUGCCUGCCGAAGAUUUUGAUUAUAUGUUUGGAACGAAGAGGCUGCAGAUAGCUGUUCAAAACAUAAAAAUUGUUGAAGAGUUUGGUGGGUACAAUUAUGCAUCAACAGAUCUUGCUGCUCUGUGGUACCGACUGAACGAGGAAAAGGCUGAAUGGAUUAUAUAUGUUACUGAUGUUGGCCAAAGAGAGCAAUUUGAAAUGCUUUUUGCUGCGGCCAAACGAGCCGGUUGGCUUCCAGCUGAUGGCAGUAAGUAUCCUAAAGCUAGUCAUGUCGGGUUUGGGCUUGUCCUUGGAGAAGAUGGAAAACGAUUCCGUACUCGCAGUACUGAAACUGUCAAACUAGUUGAUUUACUAAUUGAAGCCAAAAGUAGAUGCAAAACCGCUUUAAUUGAAAGAGGCAAAGAUAAAGAAUGGACUGAGGAGGAGCUUGAUAAAACUGCUGAAGCAGUUGGAUAUGGGGCUGUUAAAUAUGUUGAUCUGAAGAAUAACCGGACAACGAACUAUACAUUUAGUUUUGACCAGAUGCUCAAUGAUAAGGCUCAGCACUUUCUAAAAAAUCUAUACAAGGAGGUAGCACUUCGAUUGCAGGGGAUGUGGAGUGCAAGGAAGAGCUUUUACUCUCGAGGUUGUGUCUCAUUUUCUCAAAUAAAGAAGAAGAAAAGUGAUGCAGGAGAACCAGUAAAGUACAUGGGCUGUGGGGACUGCGAGAAUCUCAGUAAAGUAGCUCUAAAGAAUAGAUCCGUUGGUGAAGAUCUUUCCUCCGAAUCCUGCCGGCGUGAGAUAACGUCUAAGUCUGCUCAGGUUCUCUAUCUUCAUUUCUCUUUGUCGGGUGGAGAGAUGGCCUUCUUGUCCUUUGGUACGGAUACUGCAGGCUUUUACAUAGAAGAGGAAACUCUGUCCUUUAAGGUCAAUGCCUCUGACUUCUUCAAGUGUUGCAGCAUAUCUUGGAGUCUGUCCACGUGGCCUUCCCGACUUCAGUUGAGGUGA